Paramisgurnus dabryanus is the source of this 957-nucleotide messenger RNA. Lineage: Eukaryota; Metazoa; Chordata; Actinopteri; Cypriniformes; Cobitidae. The record is from RefSeq and is a predicted model, not a curated record.
CAUCUUCUGUUUCCCAAACCACACUUAAGGUUGUAUCUAUAUUUAGCAAAAGGCCUUCAGUAGUAUAUAAGCCCCCUUGGAACAGGUCACUAUGCGGCAUCACACCAUCUUCGCUUCUUGAGCUUCUUAGACUUCACGUAUACCGUCUUAACAUGGCACCCAAGAAGGCCAAGAGGAGGGCAGGAGGAGGAGAGGGUUCCUCCAAUGUUUUCUCCAUGUUUGAGCAGAGCCAAAUUCAGGAGUACAAGGAGGCUUUCACAAUCAUUGACCAGAACAGAGACGGUAUCAUCAGCAAAGACGACCUUAGGGACGUGUUGGCCUCAAUGGGCCAGCUGAAUGUGAAGAAUGAGGAGUUGGAGGCCAUGAUCAAGGAGGCCAGCGGCCCAAUCAACUUCACCGUUUUCCUCACCAUGUUCGGAGAGAAGCUGAAGGGUGCUGACCCCGAGGACGUCAUCGUGUCUGCCUUCAAGGUGCUCGACCCCGAGGGCACUGGCACCAUCAAGAAGCAAUUCCUUGAGGAGCUUCUGACCACUCAGUGCGACAGGUUCUCAGCAGAGGAGAUGAAGAAUCUGUGGGCCGCCUUCCCCCCAGAUGUGGCUGGCAAUGUUGACUACAAGAACAUCUGCUACGUCAUCACACACGGAGAGGAGAAAGAGGAGUAAAAGACGAUCAGGAAAAUGAAGAGAUGAAAGUGCAUCCCUCGCUGCUUUACUCUCCCAAUCUGUUCUUUGUCCUCCUUCUCUCACUUUGUGUUUCUUCCUCUUCUUCCUUUCCAUCAUCUUUGUUGCUCUCAAGCACUUACGCUCUCUAUCUCUCCCAAUUUUGCUCUCAUUCAAAAACAAAGACUUGUCUCGCUGAGAAUCAUUUGGGAGGGUGGAGAAGUUCAUGACCACAGAGUCUGUCAGUGGGGACAUGGUAUUGUUAUCAAUAAAAUGAUCUUUAUCGUUUCAACAUCCA